This is a messenger RNA of Oncorhynchus keta (chum salmon), 10034 nucleotides long. It is a transcript of the gene wnk3, whose product is annotated as serine/threonine-protein kinase WNK3. The record is from RefSeq and is a predicted model, not a curated record. The transcript is spliced from 15 exons. NCBI's taxonomy places the organism in Eukaryota, Metazoa, Chordata, Actinopteri, Salmoniformes, Salmonidae. Gene Ontology annotation, cellular component: cytoplasm; cytosol. Gene Ontology annotation, molecular function: potassium channel inhibitor activity; protein serine/threonine kinase activity; ATP binding. The coding region runs from base 1 to 8997 and encodes 2998 amino acids. Gene Ontology annotation, biological process: positive regulation of potassium ion import across plasma membrane; intracellular signal transduction; protein phosphorylation.
AUGGAAAAACAGCAGCAUCAGGCCUUACUACAACAACAACAACAAUCAAUGGAACAACAGCAGCAUCAGGCCUUACUACAACAACAACAACAAUCAAUGGAACAACAGCAGCAUCAGACCUUACUACAACAACAACAACAAUCAAUGGAACAACAGCAGCAUCAGACCUUACUACAACAACAACAACAAUCAAUGGAACAACAGCAGCAUCAGGCCUUACUACAACAACAACAACAAUCAAUGGAACAACAGCAGCAUCAGGCCUUACUACAACAACAACAACAAUCAAUGGAACAACAGCAGCAUCAGACCUUACUACAACAACAAUCAAUGGAACAACAGCAGCAUCAGACCUUACUACAACAACAACAACAAUCAAUGGAACAACAGCAGCAUCAGGCCUUACUACAACAACAACAACAAUCAAUGGAACAACAGCAGCAGCAACAACAGGGAUUGUCAUUGCAGCAACAGCAAUUGGAUCAAACCCAAGCCUAUGCGCAACCACCGCAAAUUGACGUACAACAGCAGCAACAACUGCAGCAGCAGCAACAGCAGCAAAUAUUGUUACUACACCAACAACACCAGAUAGAACAUCAGCAACAACAACAAGCAAUGUUACUAGAACAACAACAGCAAGUGUACAUACAACAGCAGCUUGAACAACAGCAGCAACAGGCGUUGCUACAACAGCAACAACAGGCGCAACUACAACAGCACCAACUGGAGCAGCAGCAAGCGUUGUUACAACAGCAGAUAUUUGAGCAACAGCAGCAGCAAGCUCUGUUACAACAGCAGCAACAAGAGCAGCAGCAACAGCAAGCCUUAAAGCAACAGCAACAACAGGCACAACUACAACAGCACCAGCUAGAGCAACAGCAAGCGCUCCUACAGAAACAACAGCAACAACAACAACAACAACUGGAGGCUCACCAAGUGAGCCAGAUACAACAACCACAAAUUGAUUUACAACAGCUGCAACAACAACAGCAAGCUGUGCUGAAACAACCGACCCAACUACAACAACAGGCGGUCGUCAGUCAUCCAGUCAACCCACAGCACCAGCAGGCUGUGCUUCAGCAACAGUUGGAACAACAGCAAGCCAUGCUACAACAGCAACAGCAACAAGUGAUUUUACAGAAACAGCAAUUAGAGCAACAACAGCAGCAAGCUCUGUUACAACAACAGAUUGAACAACGGCAACAGCAGGCAUUGCUACUGCAACAACAAGCGGAGAGAAUUAACCAACAGGGUUUGCUACAACAGCAGCAGCAACAGAUUCAACAACAGCAAGAGACUGGGCAACCGCAGCAGCACCAGCAAACCACCAUAAUUCAAGUACAACAAAGCGAGAAACAAGAGACCGCUUUAAUUCUGCAACAAUGUGAGCAGCUGCAAGCAUUGAUUCAACACCAACAUAUUGAUGUAUGUAUGUUGCAAAACCCUGCUUUGUUUCCAUCUAGUCACACUAGCCUAACCCAGCAGCAACUGACAGAACAACAGCAAGUGGUGCUGAUACAACAACAACAACAACAACGACAACAACAAAAACAACCUAUCUUACUGGAGCAACAACAACAGGUGUACGUUGCCCAGCAACAUCAGCAGCACCAUCAGAGCUCUGUCAUUGAACCUCAGCCUCAGAUCCCCCUUAUGGUCCCAGCCAUACCAGCAGCAGAGGUUAUACAGGACAUUCAGGUCCAAGCUCAGAUGGCCGCCCAGGGUCAGGAAGUGAUACCUGUAGCCAUUCAGCUACAGAUUUCCAGCCAAGCUCUACCGGCUGUAGUGCAAGCCCAUGCCCAAGUCCUGGCCCAGAUUCAAGCUCGGAAUGAAGCUCACCCUCAGAGCCAGGGCAAUGUCUCAGUCCCAGUACUCCAAGCCCAGACCCAGCCUCCACACCAAGCCCAGCCCCAGAUGAUCGAGGUCCAGAUUCCAUUUCACAUGGUGGCCCCAUUCCAGGCACCAAGUCCUCCGAUCCCUAUCCAGCCUCAGGUUCCUCUGGUACAGGCUCCCCAUCAGAUGCCAACUCUAAUACAGACCCAGGCACCAGGGCAGUCAGUCAUCCAGCAGACUCCCCAGCCUUUGCACCCAACCCAGGCCCAGACUCAGAUUCCAGAAGUUCUUGAGACUCAGAUGAUGCCUCCUAAGCAUCAGAGCACAGCUCUGGUCCAACCCCAACCUCCAGUUUCAAUACCCCCCAUGCAAAGCCAGGUCCAGCCUCAACCCCAGCACCAGUCUUUAGUGCAGCCCAGUGUUCAACUUCCAGAGGUGGUGCAGCCUCAACUCCAGCACCAGGCUCCGGCCGGCCUAUUGGCACCGCAGUAUGUCACUGCACUUCAGCCCACACAACAGCAAACCAUGCAGCCAGUCCAACAGCAACAUCAGGACAUCACUCAACAAGUUUUACAACAACAACAACAACAACAGCAGAUACUGAAGGAUCAACAACAGGAGAUCACUCAACAAGUUUUACAACAACAACAACAGCAGAUACUGAAGGAUCAACAACAGGAGAUCACUCAACAAGUACUACAACAACAACAACAGCAGAUACUGAAGGAUCAACAACAGGAGAUCACUCAACAAGGACCACAACAACAACAACAGCAGAUACUGAAGGAUCAACAACUGGAGAUCACUCAACAAGUACCACAACAACAACAACAGCAGAUACUGAAGGAUCAACAACAGGAGAUCACUCAACAAGUACCACAACAACAACAACAGCAGAUACUGAAGGAUCAACAACAGGAGAUCACUCAACAAGUACCACAACAACAACAACAGCAGAUACUGAAGGAUCAACAACAGUUCAUGCUGCAGAACCAGCAGAUGAUGCUGUCCCCUGGAUCUGUUGGAACUGUCCUUGCAGCCCCUGCAGCCAAGGUCAUAGACCCUACCACCUUGGGCUCUGCUUCGUCCCAACACAUACAACAACAGACUGGACAAGCUCCAGCCCCCAUCCAGCUGGCUCUGCAGUCCCUUCCCCCUCAGCAGCAGCAAGUCUCAAUUCCCACUCUCAACCGAAGUCAACUGACUUCUCCGCUUCCUCAGAUCCCCGCACAUCUGUUGCCCCAGCAGCCCACUGUUAACCCAGCACAGAUAGCAGCCCCCAGUAACGUGCCCCAGCUCGGGACUCAGACUAGAGCCCUACCCCUCUACAGUCAGGUAGGAGCAGGAGGUCCUCCACCAUCCCCCCAGAACCAGGCUCAGCUGACGCAGCCGCUACCCGCCCACACACACACCCAGACGGCCAUGCAAGCUCUCGCAAACACUCACACCCAGACACUGGCCCAGACGAAGGUCCACACCGAGACCCAGCUCGCUGAGGCCGCAUUGGUGGCUGCCACCACCGAGCAACAGCACCCUCUGAAUCCCCCCCAGGCUACUUCCCUCCCUCUUCCACACAUGUCCCCCUGCCCCACUCAUACAGCAUCUCACCCUCAACCUGCCUCCCUGCCACCCCUCUGUCCUGCUACCCCUGGCCCAGAGACCCAGCCCACCCCACCAGAGAGUCAGCUAACCCUGCCUGGCCUGGCUGAUGGGCCCCCGGGACCCACUUCUCCCCCGUCUGUUGCCGCCGCUGCUGCUCAGCCCCUUGAUUCUAACGCCCCCUCACUGCUGCCCCCAACCUCAACCUCGCUCCCAGACUGUGACCCUGCUCUGCUGAGCAUUGCUCAGGAGAGUCCGAAACAGUCUGGCACAAAGGGACACUCCACUUCAGGCUCUGUUCCAGACAAUGGGGAUGGGGAUUUACAGAUGUUGGCCAAUGGGAAACUAGAGAGGGUGAAGUCUCAGAGGAGAUUGUCCUAUCGGGGGCCAGAAAAAGGAUCACAUGCAUUUCAACUGACCAUGAUUCAGGUGUCCGGCUCUGGGGACAACAUGGUGGAGUGUCAGCUGGAAACCCAUAGCAACAAGAUGGUCACCUUCAAGUUCGACACUGAGGGAGACGCACCUGAAGACAUUGCAGAUUACAUGGUGGAGGAGGAUUUUGUCCGUGAAUCAGAGAAAGAGACAUUCGUGGAAGAGCUGAGGUCCAUUGUCAAGAGAACUCAGGAAAUUCUCCUCACACAUCAACAGACUGGCUCUAUGGAACAGCUGCAUGUGAGCACUCCAACAGGCACAGCAAUGGACGGGGCGCCUCAGUCGUCUCCGGUGGGCAGAUGGAGGUUCUUCAUCAACCAGACCAUCAGACACAGAGACUCCACAUCAAACCAGGGAGGAGCGUCCACCCCUCCACCUCUCUCGACCGGCGAGGUCAGGGUGCCUCAGCCUACAGACACUGACCCAGAGUGGGAUGGAGAAUCCCAGAGAUCGGACUCCUCCUUUGCUGAAAUGGUUUCCUCUCCUCCUAUCUGCCCCACCUCCACCUUGUGUGCCCUGGCCUCUGCCUCCUCCCCCCCUGCCUCCACCUGCGUCUCUACCAUUUCUACCCCUGCCUCCAUGUCUGCCCCCCCAGCCACUGCUGCCCCCACUCCUGACACGACUGCCUCUGCUGCCUCUGACAGAAGUGUUUCUGACCUGGCUUCUACUAGUGGAGCUGUUGCCUCAGUCCUACACCCAGUCCCUGCUGCCUCAGCUGGUCUAGACCUGCAGGCUUCCAUCCACAAAAUUUCCAGUACAACCACAGCAACAUCCUCCAUUCCAACCCAUGUCCCAAACACCGCUACCAACCUCCCAGUCCCUGCCAUGGUAGCUGCUUCUGCCACCAUUGCGCCCUCUACCACAGGCUGUCUAACUGAAGCUCUGACCUGCUCCAUGGUGAGCCAGGGCCAAGGCCCAAGCCUGGGGGAUGUAGUGAUGGUGGCAGCCCCAGGGCAGUGUGUGUCUGGUGAGGGCCACUCAUCCACCGGCUCCAUCCACCCUCCAGUGGCUGUGGCUACAGCUAUGGCCUCUCCUCCUGCCGGCCAUGCAGUUCUGGAGCAGCAGCAAAACACUCUGCCUCAGAUUCAGUGCAUGGCAACCCAGCCUCAAGCUCUGCCUCAGAUUCAGUGCAUGGCAACCCAGCCUCAAGCUCUGCCUCAGAUUCAGUGCAUGGCAACCCAGCCUCAAGCUCUGCCUCAGAUUCAGUGCAUGGCAACCCAGCCUCAAGCUCUGCCUCAGGCCCAGGUCCAGUUACAACAGCAGCUCCAGACAAUGCAACAGGUACAGCAGCAGCAACAGCAACAACAACAACAAACCCUGCAGGCUGUGCAACUUCAACAGGUACAGCAACAACAGCAAGUGUACCAAGAGCAGAUACAACUGCAGCAUCAGCAGCAGCAACAAGCGUUGCAAAAAUCUAUUGAACAAUUGCAGAUGCUGCAACAGCAACAACUACAGCCACAACAACAACAACAACAACAAGAGCAGCAGCAGCAGUCUCAGCUACAUUUACAGCCCCAGCUCAGUCAGACAAAGCCAUUACAAAAACAGUGUAUGCCCCUGCAACCACAGACAGAGAUGUUGCCACUGGCACUACAACAACAUAUACAUCAACUGCCUGUCCAAAUGCAGAACACACAGUGCAACACACAGUUACACAUUCAACAGCCACAGCUACACCAGUUACCACCACAACAACAACUACACCAGUUACCACCACCACAACAACAGCCACAGCUACACCAGUUACCACAACAACAACAGCCACAGCUACACCAGUUACCACCACAACAACAGCCACAGCUACCCCAGUUACCCCAACAACAACAGCCACAGCUACACCAGUUACCACAACAACAACAGCCACAGCUACCCCAGUUACCCCAACAACAACAGCCACAGCUACACCAGUUACCACAACAACAACAGCCACAGCUACACCAGUUACCACAACAGCCACAGCUACACCAAUUACCACAACAGCCACAGCUACACCAGUUACCACCACAACAACAACAGCCACAGCUACACCAGUUACCACCACAACAACAACAGCCACAGCUACACCAGUUACCACCACAACAACAACAGCCACAGCUACACCAGUUACCACCACAACAACAACAGCCACAGCUACACCAGUUACCACCACAACAACAACAGCCACAGCUACACCAGGUACCACAACAACAACAACAGCAACAGGCAGCGAUUGACCUGCAGCAACUGCAUCAGCAACAGUUAGGUCUGGAACAGGCACUAGAUAUUCAGCAGCAACAGUUAGGUCUGGAACAGGCACUAGAUAUUCAGCAGCAACAGUUAGGUCUGGAACAGGCACUAGAUAUUCAGCAGCAACAGUUAGGUCUGGAACAGGCACUAGAUAUUCAGCAGCAACAGGAAAUGUUCCAACAACAACAACAGUCUUUUAUGGCUGGAACCGCCAUACAGGGAGAUGUGUUACAGCAGCAACCUGCGCUGCUAGCCCAGUCAGUGAACCAACAGUAUGUCCAACAACAACCAGUACAGCUACUAAACAUGGCACUGGUGCAACAACAGCAAGCUCAUCAACAACAACAACAACAACAACAACAACAACAACAACAACAAGAGGUUAACCCUCAGCAGAAGCAUCAGGUGCCCCAGCAGGAACAGCCGUUGUUCCAACAGUCAGAGUGGGAGCUGUCUACAUGGGAGGCCAUUGUGACCGAGGAUAAAGUCAGUCACUCUGCACCUCUACACCACUCCUCAGACUCCACUCUGCCCCUCAACAUUAACACAACCUCCGAUGCCCCCCUACACCCCCUCUCCCUCACCCUGACACGCUCCCCGGUCCAACCAUCCUCUGUGGCUGAGUCAGACAGCGAGGGCCCUCCCAAAAUUGAGUUUGUAGACAACCGCAUUAAGACUCUGGAUGAAAAGCUGAGGAACUUGUUGUAUCAGGAGUAUAGUAGUGGGGCAGCUGUGACGGGGGGAGCUGCUGUGGUUUCUACCUCAGGUCCCACCGCAGUGUCAGCAGCCUCCACAUCGGCAGGAGGGGUCACAUCCUCGGAGCCGCCAUCGCUCCGUCUCUCCUCCUUCCCUACUCCUGCCUCCUCCUCCUCAGACACCUCUCCUCAUUCCUCCUCCUCCACCACCUCCUCCACCACCUCCCGCUCCUCCUCUACCUCUCCUGACCUGGAGAGGGGGAGAGGAGUGGGGGAGGAGGCUCCUCCAACAGGCCCGGUGGAGCAGCAGCCCGCCCCGUCUCUCUCCUCCGCCUCCCCCCCUUCCUCUCCCCUGGCCCCGCCACAUGGAGACUCUGCCGGGCCACCGCCUAUCCCUGGAGAACCCACCUUUCUUGCUGCCCCCUCUCACUCUGACACCAGUACCCCAGGAGAAGUCACUACGUGGCCCCCCAAUCUGCACCCCGUCCCCCUGGGCCAUGGACUGCCACAGCAUAAUGCAGGAGGUGGAUAUUUUGGCCUAAACCUGACAUGUCCUAGUAUCAGAAAUCCCGUUAGCAAGAAAUCCUGGACUCGCAAAUUCAAAAGCUGGGCGUGCAAACUGCGCCACUCCGCCAGCUUGUUCAAGAAGCCCAGAGUCAAGCAAGAUGGUCAUUCUAGAGGCAGCCAGGCAGUCAGAGAGGGAGCUUCCUCCAACCCUACCCACUCACUCAAGGGACGAUUUCGGGUCACCGCAGUGCCCCAGCUCCCCGAGACCUCUCCCCCCAAAGAGGCAGCCUCCGGUAUAGGCAGUAGUCACAGGAAAGUGGGGCGCUUCUCUGUCACCCAUACGGAGGCCCAAAGAGAGGAGAAAGAGCUAACAGACAGCUCCCAUGUGUCUCCUGACCUGGAGAGAGAAAGGAGGAGGGCCCGAGGGAAAGAGGGAGAGGAAGGGAAGAAGAAUCCAGCACUGAGCCACCCACCCCGAGGACAUGGGCAUGGUCAUUCACCCCUAGGCAGUAGUGAUGAUGAGGAGAGUGAAAUGGGGGAUGAAGACCUGAGGAAGGAGCUGCACAAGAUGAGAGAGAAACACAUCAAGGAGGUGGUGUCCCUGCAAGCUCAGCAGAACACAGAGCUCCAGGAGCUGUACAAACAGCUCCGCUCCCUCCAAGAGCACCGGCCGACCCUGCCUCUGCCCCGCACCCCAAACCUCCCCUCGGGAGCGACAGCCCUCUCCCCCCGCAGGCCCCGCACGGCCAAAGCCAAGCUCCGGCCCAGACCCCACUCCCACUUAGACAACAAUGGAGUCACUGGUCACCCUGGUAUCGAGCAGUCCAGUAGUUUUUCAGGCGGAGAACAGAGCAGACUACCACCGUACUGCAACCCAGAACACACCAACCUACUGACUACUAAAAGAGACCACAGUCCUCCCUCUCAAGGUGCCAGGAAGAGCACGUUCACAGAUGACUUGCACAGACUGGUUGAUGAUUGGACGAAGGAUACAGUGGGUCCCACCCAUCCCAAGCCCUCGCUCAAUCAAAUCAAGCAGAUUCAGCAGGUGCAGGAGUUGAGAGGCUGGCCACAGCCCACAGAGGUGGCUCCUCCAGGUUGGUUUCCUGUGGCACCACUGAACCCCCAGGCCUCCCCAGCCCCAGCUCAGUACACUGCUGGGGGGAGCCUGAGCCAGUGGAGCGGGGUGGGAGGACCACCAGGUUCACAGCAACAACAACAACAAACGCACAUGCCUCAAGUCCCACAGCUGCAGCAAAGUUUACAUCUCCAGCAAGCCCAGCCUCCUCACCCAUUACAGAUACAGGCCUUUCAGCAAUCACCUCUAUGCCUACAACAACAGCCCCUAAUCCAGACUCCACUACUGUCUCAGUCCCUGGCUCCUGUACAGCCACAGACUGGGCAACAACAGAUACCCAAGCAGCCCAAUGUAGGUGUAGGAGCCUCACCACAGAAUCAGAAUCAACCUCUGUUGCCUUCCCAGAUACCCCAAAUGGCCCCGUCAUCUGAGCUGGCCCUGAUACCUGGGUCUAGCACAACCGCGGUGGUGGGAACCAUAGACACUGGACCUGCUGCUGCUGCCACCGGUGUCCCCGGAGGGACAUUCUGCUCCUCCUCCUGCUGCUCUGCUGCAGCUCAACCAUCCAGUGCCAAACUUCACCCCACGCCCCCAACCUCAACUCUUCCUCUGGGACAGCAGUGAAAUGAAGAAAAUAAAAAAAGGGAAGAGUGAUGUCGAUUAUGAUGGAACGAGGGAAGGAGAAAAUGUAUGGAGAGUGUGUAUGUUAUGAGAGUUAAAUGUCUGAGAAUGAGAAAAUGGACGCCAGUGGGUUUGUAAAGUUGAGAUGGGGAGUGAAUGAGAGAGAUGGUUGAGUCUAUGUAGAGUAUGUAGAGUAGAAUAUGUACAGUCAGGGGGGAAAUUUGGAACUCUGGUGGGGUUCUUGUUGUGUUUGAGUGUUGAGAUGUACAAACUUGCGUAACGUUUGUGUGUGUAUUUGUGUGUGUGUGUUUGUGUUGCCAUUGAUUUUCUCAAUACAUAUCUCUUGUGUUUUGACACCAUGUUCUUUUUUUAAAUCCAACUAAUUUGGACCCUGAACUCUUCUCCCAAGCAGAGACAUGAAGGAACACAAACAUUAUGACAUUAUUAUUGUAUUUGUAUUUGUCAAUGCUUACUUAUAUUGAAAAGGACAAUGGAUUUUAGAAGUGCAAUUACUAACUGUCAUCUAAAUGUUAUCAUCCUGUAUUGUUUGUAAGGCAUUUAACAAAAUAUUUUUGUAGAAGCACGUUGACAACAAUCAACCAGACAUUUACAAGCCAAUACAGUGAGCCAACAUCUUACAUGAACAUAGCACAAAUGUUUCAACAGGCUACCAAUGAGAUGUAAAGCAGUUACAACAACAGCAUGUUACAGUAACACCACAGAGCAUGGUAAUAAUGGUGCUACCUGGCUAUUAUCACUACCACAAUGUCACUAAGCAUACUGUUGUACGGUGUAGUGCACUGGCAAGGCAUGUACUUUGUGUAUUGUUCUAUUUGACAUUGAUAAGUAGUGGUAACAACUAGGUUAGAAGAUCUAAAGUAACACGUUGAUGACUAACAUGAUUACAUUCUGAUCAAUUGAUUUCCUUAAUACACUGAAAAAUGGAUUUAAUUGAUGAAUAUGUUCAGUGGGCUUUCAUUUAAAUCUUACUGAAUAAACACUCAUCGAGACUAAAACUGCAUGAUCUUACGGCUACAACA